UCCAUACUCAUGAACAUACAAAGGUCAACCCCUAUCACGAUAGCACGAUAUGGGAGACCGCGGAAUAAAACCCAGGAUUUUGAGGAGCUCUCGUCCAUACGGUCCAUCGAGCCAAGCCAGAGUUUUAGCCCGAAUCUAGGCUCGCCGAGCCCGCCGGAGACCCCGAACUUGUCGCAUUGCGUUUCUUGCAUCGGGAAAUACUUAUUGUUGGAGCCUCUCGAGGGAGACCACGUUUUCCGAGCCGUACAUCUGCACAGUGGCGAGGAGCUGGUUUGCAAGGUGUUUGAUAUUGGCUGCUACCAGGAGUUAUUAGCACCAUGUUUUUGUCUGCCUGCACAUAAAAAUAUCAACCAAAUUACUGAAAUAAUUCUUGGGGAGACAAAAGCGUAUGUGUUCUUUGAAAGGAGCUAUGGGGACAUGCAUUCAUUUGUUCGUACCUGCAAGAAGCUUAAAGAAGAGGAGGCAGCCAAACUCUUCUAUCAAAUAGCUUCCGCUGUUGCACACUGCCAUGAUGGUGGACUGGUACUGCGAGAUCUCAAGCUGCGAAAGUUUAUUUUCAAGGAUGAAGAAAGGACUAGAGUGAAAUUGGAAAGCCUAGAAGAUGCAUAUAUUUUAAGAGGCAAUGAUGACUCUCUUUCUGAUAAACAUGGAUGCCCAGCUUAUGUGAGUCCAGAGAUCUUGAACACAAAUGGCAGCUACUCUGGCAAAGCAGCGGACGUAUGGAGUCUAGGUGUCAUGCUUUAUACCAUGCUAGUUGGACGCUAUCCUUUCCAUGACAUUGAGCCUAGUUCCCUCUUCAGCAAGAUCCGUCGUGGGCAGUUUAACAUUCCAGAAACUCUAUCCCCCAAGGCAAAAUGCCUCAUACGUAGCAUACUGCGCCGGGAGCCAUCGGAAAGGCUGACUUCACAGGAAAUUCUGGACCAUCCAUGGUUUUCUACAGAUUUUAAUGUAUCGAGUUCGGGAUAUGGUGCUAAGGAAGUAUCAGAUCAGCUGGUGCCUGAUGUCAACAUGGAAGAAGACUUGGACCCAUUCUUUAACUGAGCACAAAGACUGGUGUUCAGAAGGUACACAACCUGGAGAUGGACACAUGAAGGAGCCCUUCCUGACCGUGUUAAAUCACAUCCUGCAUCAGCCUAGCUUGGUAGCAAAAGACACUCAAGAGGUCCUCAGAUUGAGAAGGAACCUCCACAAGGAGCUAAUUUAACAAAUGUAGCAUGGGGACAGAU
This is a messenger RNA of Pogoniulus pusillus (Red-fronted tinkerbird), 1226 nucleotides long. It is a transcript of the gene TRIB2, whose product is annotated as tribbles pseudokinase 2. The record is from RefSeq and is a predicted model, not a curated record. The transcript has 3 exons. Gene Ontology annotation, cellular component: nucleus. Gene Ontology annotation, molecular function: ATP binding; mitogen-activated protein kinase kinase binding; protein kinase activity. The coding region runs from base 10 to 1041 and encodes 343 amino acids. Lineage: Eukaryota; Metazoa; Chordata; Aves; Piciformes; Lybiidae. Gene Ontology annotation, biological process: protein phosphorylation; positive regulation of proteasomal ubiquitin-dependent protein catabolic process; regulation of MAP kinase activity.